This is a messenger RNA of Doryrhamphus excisus (bluestripe pipefish), 15372 nucleotides long. The record is from RefSeq and is a predicted model, not a curated record. NCBI's taxonomy places the organism in Eukaryota, Metazoa, Chordata, Actinopteri, Syngnathiformes, Syngnathidae.
UGGAAAUGGAAAUGGAAAUGGAAAUGCAUGAAGAGAAUAGUUCCUCACACCUCCAAAUGGGUAGAGACGCGAUCUACUGUGGUUUACGCGCUGCGCUCAUUCACGUUCAGCUCAUGGCGGAUGCUGACCCUUGGGGCGGAGUACGAGGACACCUGGGCCCUGUCCCCUACCAGGAGGAGUGGACCCAGACGCCAGCGAGCAGAGCGGGGACCGGGGAGGGUCCGGGUCACAUGGUCCACCUGCAUGAGAUGCACACCGACUCAGCUUGGCGUGGCAGAAUGGCUCAUUUCGCUGAUGAUCUCCCCACCCGCUAUGGAGGAGGCGCUGGCGGAGGUGGUGGAGGAGGAGGAGGAGGUGGAGGCGGGCGUGGAGCACCGGGUGCCGGCAGAGGGGGAGCCCGGGGUGGAGGCGCUCCGGGCGGCCAGAGAAUGUACAAACAGUCGAUGGCCCAGAGAGCCCGGACCAUGGCUAUAUACAACCCGAACCCUGUCAAGCAGAACUGCUUCACUGUCAACCGCUCCCUCUUCAUCUUCCGGGAGGACAACCUCAUCAGGAAGUAUGCCAAACGUAUAACAGAGUGGCCUCCAUUUGAAUACCUGAUCCUGGCUACUAUCAUCGCCAACUGCAUCGUCUUGGCCCUGGAGCAACAUCUACCUGCCAGUGACAAGACGCCCAUGUCGGAGCGCUUGGAUGACACAGAGCCCUACUUUAUUGGAAUAUUCUGCUUUGAGGCGGCCAUUAAGAUCAUCGCCUUGGGCUUUGCAUUUCACAAAGGCUCCUACCUCCGCAACGGAUGGAAUGUAAUGGACUUUGUGGUCGUUCUCACCGGAAUCCUGGCAACGGUGGGUUCCGACUUUGACCUACGAACACUACGGGCAGUGAGAGUGCUGCGACCGCUCAAACUUGUGUCAGGGAUCCCCAGCCUCCAAGUGGUGUUGAAGUCCAUAAUGAAAGCCAUGGUUCCCCUCCUUCAGAUCGGCCUGCUGCUUUUCUUCGCCAUUGUCAUGUUUGCCAUCAUCGGUGUGGAGUUUUACAUGGGCAAGUUCCACACCACCUGUUUCAACGUGGACACCGGUGAAAGAGCAGCAGAAUGGCCUUGUGGCCUGGAGCCCCCGGCCAGGUUGUGUCCUAAUGGGACCCAAUGCAGAGAAUACUGGACGGGACCCAAUUUUGGCAUUACCAAUUUUGACAACAUCCUAUUUGCUGUGCUUACGGUGUUCCAGUGCAUCACGAUGGAGGGAUGGGUGGAUAUCCUCUACAGCACCAAUGAUGUGUCAGGAAACACAUGGAACUGGCUCUACUUCAUCCCUCUCAUCAUCAUCGGCUCUUUUUUCAUGCUCAACCUUGUCCUCGGCGUCCUAUCAGGAGAGUUUGCCAAAGAGAGGGAACGUGUGGAGAAGAGACAGGAAUUCUUGAAGCUUCGAAGACAGCAACAAAUUGAAAGAGAGCUCACCGGAUACCUGGAAUGGAUCUGCAAAGCCGAGGAAGUGUUGCUGGAGGAGGAGGAUGAAAUCGCCGAAGAGAAAUCGCCUUUGGAUGGUGCGUGGUACAAGAGGAAACAAAACCUGCCGGUACUGAAACGAGGAAAAGCCAAGAAGGGUAAAAACGACCUGAUCGGUGCUGAGGAAGGCGAAGAUCCAUUCGCUGACAUCUCCUCCGUCGCUCCUCCCGGUUCUCCUUUUGGUCGGGCCAGUUUGAAAAGCAGCACAAAGAUGGACAGUUCGUCGUACUUUCGUCGUAAGGAGAAGAGAACCCGAUUCUUCAUCCGAAGGAUGGUGAAAGCUCAAAGCUUCUACUGGAUCGUUCUGUGCCUGGUGGGCCUAAACACGCUAUGCGUGGCCAUCGUUCACUACGACCAACCCGAGUGGCUUACAAGAGCCCUGUACACAGCAGAGUUUGUCUUCUUGGGCUUGUUUCUCACCGAGAUGACCUUGAAGAUGUACGGCCUUGGACCAAGGAAUUAUUUCCACUCCUCUUUUAACUGCUUUGAUUUUGGGGUAAUUGUGGGAAGUAUUUUUGAAGUGAUCUGGGAUAUGAUCAAACCAGGAGCAUCGUUUGGUAUCAGCGUGUUGAGGGCCCUGAGACUGCUGAGGAUCUUCAAAGUCACCAAGUACUGGAACUCCCUGAGGAACCUCGUGGUUUCCCUCCUCAAUUCCAUGAAGUCAAUCAUCAGUUUGCUCUUCCUCCUCUUCCUCUUCAUUGUUGUCUUCGCUCUGCUGGGCAUGCAGCUCUUCGGAGGACAGUUUAACUUCGAGGAUGAGACACCGACAACUAAUUUCGAUACUUUCCCAGCAGCCAUCCUCACCGUGUUCCAGAUUUUAACCGGUGAGGACUGGAAUGCUGUGAUGUACCACGGGAUCGAGUCUCAAGGGGGUGUGCGUCGUGGGAUGUUCUCCUCCGUCUACUUCAUUGUCCUCACGCUUUUUGGAAACUAUACCCUUCUGAAUGUCUUCUUGGCUAUCGCUGUUGAUAAUCUGGCAAAUGCGCAAGAGCUAACUAAGGACGAAGAAGAGCAGGAGGAAGCAGCCAAUAAGAAGCUGGCUCUGCAGAAAGCUUUGGAGGUGAAAGAAGUCAGUCCCAUGUCGGCAGCCAACAUCUCAAUUGCGGCUUUUGUAAAGCAAAAUCGAGAUGCACUCUCUCGCAGGUCGUCCAUCAACAGCAUUCAGUCACCGAGUUAUACUCUCUAUUCUUCCCCUGCCCGACGAAUCUUGAGCAAGGAGCAGCAGCGGGCCAACAAGACCAUGUCAAUAUGGGAGCAGAGGACGAACCAACUGAGGAGACACAACAUGAGAGCGAGCAGCGAGGCCCUGUUUAACGAGCUCGACCCCGAGGAGCGCCUCCGGGUGUCUUCUGCGCUGCAUCUUCAUCCUGACAUGAAAACUCACCUGGACCGGCCCCUGGUGGUGGAGGCCAAGAACGCCAACCUGCCCAGUAAGCGAGAAGAAGGACAGCAAGAUGACACGGGAGACAAUUUACAUUUGCAUAGCAGAAAACACCACAGACAUCGGGGCAGGAACGGCGACGGUCGGGAUGGAGGUCGACACCAUACCCAUCAUAGCAGGAGCAAAGAUCACCACGGCAAUGGGGCUCAGACCAAAGAGAGGAGAGGGGAGAGGAGUCACAGUCGGGAUGAGGGGCAAAGACGCAGACGGCAUCAUCAGGCUGGUUCCCCAGAAGAAGAGACCUCGGAUGUACGAGGAGGGGUGGAAGAAAGAGGGCAUCGCCAUCAUCACUCCCAUCGUACGCCAAAAGAGGGCAAUGGGGCUUUAGCCAACGGUGCACACGGAGAGCAUCGAGGUCGGGGAAGAGGUGGUGAAGGUAACGGACAGAGGAAAGGGCGUUGCUCCCAAAUGAUCAGAGCUCAGUCGACUCUGGAUGGAGAUGAAAGCAAAAAAGGCAAGAAAGGACAUAGGGAGAUGCAGUCUGAUGCUGAAGAGGAGGGUCUUACCACAAGUCCUCUACAGCCAAUGCAGAGUACGCUGAGUCUUGGAGACAAGCAAGAAGACGCGGACAACCAGAAAAACUCAACAAGAGCGAGCCAGGCCGGCCUUAACAGCAACACUAUUCACAUCCCUGUCACCGUUACUGCCCCACCUGGAGAGACCACCAUCAUUCCCAUGAACAACAUUGACUGUGAUAACUUCAAAAUAAAUGAAGAGAAGAAAGCUCUGCAAGAGGAUGACGAUAACAGACCUCGGCAGAUCCUUCCCUAUAGCUCCAUGUUCAUCUUCGGGCAAACAAACCCGGUGCGGCGGCUGUGUCACUACGUGGUCAACUUACGCUACUUUGAAAUGUGCAUCCUGAUGGUCAUUACCAUGAGCAGCAUCGCUCUGGCAGCUGAGGACCCCGUGCAAGCCAACGCACCACGGAACAACGUCCUCAAGUAUCUAGAUUAUGUCUUCACUGGUGUGUUCACUUUUGAGAUGGUGAUUAAGAUGAUUGACUUGGGACUUCUCCUCCACCCUGGCUCUUAUUUUCGUGACCUGUGGAACAUUCUUGACUUCAUUGUGGUCAGCGGAGCUCUUGUGGCCUUCGCCUGCUCAGGGACAAAAGGCAAGGACAUUAACACCAUUAAGUCCCUGAGGGUCCUCAGAGUCUUGCGGCCACUUAAGACCAUUAAACGUCUUCCCAAGCUGAAGGCUGUGUUCGACUGUGUGGUGAAUUCCCUGAAGAAUGUUCUCAACAUCCUUAUCGUGUACAUCCUCUUCAUGUUCAUCUUUGCUGUCAUCGCCGUGCAGCUUUUCAAAGGCAAAUUCUUCUACUGCACUGAUGAGUCCAAGGGUCUGGAGAAAGACUGCAGGGGUCAGUUUCUGGACUACGACAAAAUGGAACGUGGACGUGAUGUAGAAGCUCAGCCCAGAGAGUGGAAGAAAUACGAGUUCCACUAUGAUAAUGUUCUUUGGGCCUUCUUGACGCUUUUCACCGUCUCCACUGGAGAGGGCUGGCCUCUGGUGCUGAAGCAUUCAGUCGAUGCCACCUAUGAGGACCAGGGUCCCAGCCCAGGCUUCCGCAUGGAGACAUCCAUCUUUUAUGUGGUGUACUUUGUGGUGUUCCCUUUCUUCUUUGUCAACAUAUUUGUGGCUUUGAUUAUCAUCACCUUCCAGGAGCAGGGAGACAAAGCUAUGUCUGAGUGCAGCCUGGAAAAGAACGAGAGGGCUUGUAUUGAUUUUGCCAUAAACGCCAGGCCUUUGACAAGGUACAUGCCGGACGACAAGCAGUCCUUCCAGUAUAGGAUGUGGAAAUUUGUGGUGUCGCCGCCUUUCGAGUAUGCCAUUAUGACUUUAAUUGCCCUCAACACUGUGGUGCUGAUGAUGAAGUUUUACGGCGCUCCAGACAUAUACGAGUCCAUGCUGAAAUACUUGAACAUCGUCUUCACCGCUCUCUUCACUCUGGAGUGCAUCCUUAAGGUUAUUGCAUUUGGUCCACUGAACUACCUGAAAGCAGCUUGGAAUGUGUUUGAUUUUGUAACAGUGCUGGGAAGCAUCACAGACAUCUUGGUAACAGAGAUUAAGGACAAGAUGAUUAACUUGAGCUUCCUGAGGCUGUUCAGAGCAGCACGGCUCAUCAAACUGCUGCGGCAGGGCUACACAAUUCGCAUCUUGUUGUGGACCUUCGUUCAGUCAUUCAAGGCCCUACCAUAUGUUUGCCUGCUCAUUGCGAUGCUCUUCUUCAUCUAUGCCAUCAUUGGAAUGCAGGUGUUUGGGAAUAUUGAGCUGAACGAAGACACGGCUAUAAAUCACCACAACAACUUCCAGACUUUUUUCCAAGCUUUGACUCUUCUCUUCAGGAGUGCCACAGGUGAAGCAUGGCAUGAGAUCAUGCUAUCCUGUCUCAGUCAUCGGCCAUGUGAUAAACUCUCAGGAACUACAGGGAAGGAGUGCGGAAGUGACUUUGCCUACUUCUAUUUUGUCUCCUUCAUUUUCCUUUGCUCCUUCCUGAUGUUAAAUCUUUUUGUUGCCGUCAUCAUGGAUAACUUUGAGUACCUGACCAGAGACGCCUCCAUCCUGGGCCCUCAUCACCUGGAUGAGUUUAUCCGUGUGUGGGCCGAGUAUGACCCUGCUGCCUGCGGCCGCAUGCCAUAUCGCGAUAUGUACGAGAUGCUUCGAGACAUGUCCCCGCCUCUAGGUUUGGGAAAGAAAUGCCCGCCCCGCAUCGCCUAUAAGCGUUUGGUAAGGAUGAACAUGCCUAUUGCAGACGACAACACGGUACAUUUCACCUCCACGCUCAUGGCCCUGAUCCGCACAGCCCUGGAGAUCAAGCUGGCGUCCGGGGUUUUGGCACAACAUCUGUGUGAUAUUGACCUGAAGAGAGAGCUCAACCGAGUCUGGCCCAACCUGUCACAGAAGUCUAUUGACCUCCUGGUGACCCCACAUAAAUACAAUGAACUGACGGUGGGGAAAGUGUAUGCAGCUCAUAUGAUCUUUGAUUAUUACAAACAGAAUCGUGCCAAGAGACUCCAGCAGCAGAAUCCUUCAGGUGGACCUCAGAGUAAACUCGGGGCGUUGUUCCCUUCUAUACUUCCACUUGGUCACAAACAGGAAGUAGAACCCCCCAUGCCCAGUCCCAAACAGCUGCGGCCUUUGCAACCUGAAUCAGAGCCAAAGACGUCACCUCUGCCACCUCUUACAUCCACGACCAUCUCUGUUAGCAAGGACACAAUACUUGACCAGAGAAGUUCCAUAAAACAUUCCCAGUCUGGUGACGUUUCUCAGGCAGCACUGAGAGCGAAAGGUCGCAGGAAACUCCAGCGAGGACAGUCAGAAGAUGUGCCGUGUUCCAUAAGGCCUCAGGAAGCUGUUGAGAUGAAGCCAGUUGAGGAGAACAUCUCAGACACAGAGGGACAUCGUGGAUUGGAAGGUCAAGGCAGAGCAACGUCUCUGCCUCGACUUAAUGCUGAGUUCUACCGGAGCCACUCUCGCCACGCCCCUGGGACCCACCUGGCACCAAUUGUGGACCUCAGUCCUAUAAGACGAUCCGCUUCCUCGUUGACCCCACAGCACAAGCAGGAGGUCCUUCUAAAGGACUACAACCUGACACGGCCAGACCACCCUCCAUCAUCGAUACGACCAGGCCCGGUCCAGGGCCAGGACCGAGCACAUCAUCAUCAUCACCACCACCGCUGCCACAGACGCAGGGAUAAGGAAAAAGACAAAAAGCAGAAGUCUCUUGAUAGAUCAACUUCUGUACAGCAACCGAGUACUGUUGGCUCCUUCACUGACCCUUCAGCUGAAGGUUUGUCCAGGGAGCGAGCGAGGGAGCGUGAUCGCAGCCGCCAUCACGAGAGGAGGCAUCACUCCUCUGCAGGGGAGCAACGCUACUACUCGGAACGUUACAGCUGCAGGGAGGCGUGUCAUGCCAAGUCAGCCAGUCCAAGCCGAUCCACAUCUCCAGGAGAGGGACAAGACACCGGUGUCCUUAAACAACAUGGUAGCACUGGGGGUAAGCCGGCCCCCUCUGGUUCAAGCACACCCGGCCGUGGUCGCAGGCAGCUCCCCCAAACACCCCUCACCCCUCGCCCUGCAGUGGCCUACAAGACUGCUUCGUCCUCCCCUCUGCCGUCAGCCGCCAGCACCAGUAUAGCCGGGCAUCAGACUCGUGUCAGCCGUGGCCUUUCAGAACACGAGCGCUUGCAGGGGGACAAUGACCUGUCCCCGGUACCGGUCACCUGCAUUGGUUCUGACCCCAAUAUAAGCCUACAGGGAACUUCUCAACAAGCGGUCCUCGAAGAAACCGAUGACUUCCAGGACGCCGUUAGCAGUCAACUGUUGUCACACACCGCCAGAGCGGGCACCUCCGCUACAACCUCUGCUUCCCACGAAAGUGCUGCUGUGCCCGUCACAGCGGCGGCCGCACAAGGCCGCGCUGAUGUCAUACCGAAUGGCUACCACUUCACCUUUGGAGUCAACUCGGCGUCCAACGGCAGAGGAACAGGGAGCCUCAGGGAGAGAGAGGAGGAGGACUGGUGCUAACAUGCUCGGGUAGAAGAAGAGAGGUUUUUCCUGUCCACUGAUGAAGGAGCCGGCCGUCCACGUUGCUCAGCUCAGUAUGCUUGAGCUGGUCAGAGGCCAGCAGCCUGAGACAGUGAGAAAGUGGAAAGAAGCCAAGUUGAAAGUGCUGAAAAAGGGAGAUUCAUUCCAGCUUUCUAUUGUUACUCUCCGUCAUACAUCAUUUCUUGUCGAAGGAAAACGAAAGCUGACUUGUUCAACCCCUUAACUUGCACUGAAGUGAUAGCACAUUUGAAGACCCUUCAGUAUUUUCGUCUUGGUCUUAGUGUUGGAUGAGACGAGAAGCCAAAACCUUGGUGUGACAGUAUGGAUAAUGUUAAAAAAUCAUCUGAACCGCCUCAUUGUUGAUCUCAAUGGAUGCCCACAUGUUUUGUUUUUUUUUAUCUUUGCUUCAUCCUAUACAUUGGGACAAAUAAGUAUUUGAUCCCCUGCUGACGAAUAAGUUCCUUACAAAGAUAUGCAGUGGAACCAUCUUACGUCGACCAACUCGUCAAGUCUUAUUACUAAAAAGCUGCCAGCUUAUGUCGAGUUGACAUAUACAGUCAACCGCUUUUGUCGACAUCGGGUCAUUUCUAUGAAAAAUGGGUCUGUUUAUGUUGACGUGUGUUGCAGUAUUGUUAUCGCCAUUGACUUCUUCAGUGCAAAGAAGGCUUUAAAUGGAUUCCACCAUAGCAACUAACCAAAAAAAUUGUUGGACAUCCGAAGAAAGAUUUGGGACCUAUGGGAGAUUUAUCAUUGUAGUCAAGAUAUCGCAUCAGCCAAUCUGAGGAGCGUCAAAAUUCCUAGGGCACUGAAUCGACAACGUUUCAGUUGUUCAGUUUUUUCUUAGAAAAGGUUUCACCUCUCAUCUGAGCAGGUUUCAUCAAUUCAUGCUAGGAGAAACACCAAUCUGACUAGGUAGGACUGCCCUAAUCUGUGGAGAAACAUAAAAGUGGAGAAGUGGAGAAACACCAUCACCAUCUCACCAUUGGACAGCCACCUUGGUAUCAGUCAUGUCCAAGACCAGUACCACUCCAUUGUAUCCUAGACAUACCACUACUUUUAGAGGACAAAUACUAGAGUUGUCCUACCUAGUCAGACUAUUGUUUGUCCCACAAUGAGAGGUAAUGGUAAUGGUAAUGGUUUUAUUUCAUUUGAACAUGCAUCAGAUUACAAUUGAGUGCAUCCCAUAAUCAGUUCACAGUUCCACAUGUCCAAAAGGAGUAGGAAGAAGCAAAGCUUAUUAAAUCCUACCCCUCCAUCUGGUACUUUUACAAUCAGUAACUGUUACAUUUGUUCACUUCCUGCUUUCCAUAAUACAGUUAUUUUUUUUUUUUAAUAACGUACCUUGUACCGAAGUACGAGGUGAUAUGACCAUACAAUGACAUAAUGUGUACCAUAGUAAGUGUCAAUAUAGUGAUAUAUAUAGCACAUCAUGACUGGUUCAAGACUCUUCAUCCUUGUAUUUAGGAAACAUCAACCGCUUGUUGAGAGGUGAAACGUCAUCUAAGACAAACCUGUACAGUCUAUUUGCGAUCAUUACCAAGUCCUGAGAAUGCAAUGACCUGGAUGAAUGAGAAUAAUCAUAGGAUUGAGGGAAAUUAAUAUUUGCUCCUAAAGCAAAACAUUGGUAAGCACGGUGGUCAGAGUUUUCUUGUAGUUGAUAGUGAUAGCUGCCAGUGAAGGUUUAGCAAAGUCCAGUAGAUCUAGGUUGGACAGCUAAGCCUGGUUUAUUGGAAACUACAGAUAAACAGACACGAUUUGUAUUCGUAUUUGUUCGAGCCUAUAUGGCCUUGUUGGUCAUGCAUCAUGUUGUCGAUGACGUACCUCAGCAUUUAUUUACAACAGGGGAAAAAUAUUCCAUUCCUAAUAACUUUGAGUCCAGUUGAUGCCAAAGUAUUUUGCCAUUGGUUAUCAUGGUUAUCAUGUUUGGUCCUAGGACCCUGGAGAUUUUUUCCAUUCUGGGCUGACCCCCCCGACCCUUUUCAGAAUGAUCUUUACACCACUCCAGAGUGUUUCUGGGAUUGUUAUCUGGGAUUUCUUCCAUUUCUAAAUGAUUGCGCCGGCAGGGGUCUCUUUUUCACCAGGCUUCUUGCUGAAGGGUCAAGACUAUAAACAGGACAUAAUGGGUCAGAAUUCAUACUGGUCGGUAAAAGAUCACAUACUUAUAUCCAUCAAUCAAAUACUAAUUAUUGUCUUUUAUAUUCUGUUUCUCCACCCUCGGCCAUCUCUGUGUGGAGUUUGCAUGUUCUCACGGGUUUUCUCCGGGUACUCUGGUUUCCUCCCACAUUCCAAAAACAUGCUAGGUUAAUUGGUGACUCCAAAUUGUCCAUAGGUAUGAAUGUGAGUGUGAAUGGUUGUUUGUCUAUAUGUGCCCUGUGAUUGGCUGGCCACCAGUCCAGGGUGUACCCCGCCUCUCGCCCAGACAUAGCUGGGAUAGGCUCCAGCACCCCCGCGACCCUCGUGAGGAUAAGCAGCAGAAAAUGAAUGAAUAAAUAUUCUGUUUCUCUCUGGUACAUGCUAAUGUAUUUCCAGCCAGUGUAUCUGUGCAGAUGUAGCUUGGUUAACUUAACUUCCUGAAACCUGAUGAUUUAUGCUGGAACUCGAGCUCACAAGCUAGGUUUUUAGCUCGACAGCCAGCGCUCUCGCUGUCGAGCCCAGAGUGGAACCAGUCGGGUUAUACUACCACCAAAAAAUUCUGGACUGUUCAUAUCUUUGUAAGGAAUCAAAUACUUGUGGAUUUAAAAGGAACUUUUCUGCCAUCACUUAUGAUGAAUACCACUACCAACAGUUCAAAGAGCAACUUCCAGGGAAUCGAAACAAACGAGCCACUUUCAUGGUCACGUUUUGUUCAAUUCUUUGUCCCACACGGGGGCAAGGACAACAAUUUUACAACAACAUGUGGCCGAAUACUAAGUGCCUCAUUUUACAAGAUGUGUGUCCAUCCAUCUUCUUUAGUGGCUGGAGUGGGCUGAACACGCAGUCAAGCAUGUAACUAUGUACACAGUUAAGUGGACAACAUAAAGUGGUUGCAACUGAGUCAUUGCAAAAAAAAAAAUAUAUAUAUAUAAUUGUUUUAUACACUGAAUCUUGUACUUUGAAUCCAAAUGAAAGAUGCAAAGUCAGUAAUGUAGUGCAUGCCGAGGUCUUGAACAUCAUAAAAUGGUUUCUGUACAUUUACUAAAGGGUGUGCGCUAAGCAUUUGCCUUUUUCUUCCAACACACUGCCAGUCCAUUGGUAGGAAAAAGUCUGCAAAAGGAUAAAAGUGCCAUUUUGAAAAUAGCAUAGCAACACAAAAAAAGUCCUCCUCUAUCAAAAGUGAUGAUCAUGGAUUUGUUAGCAAUGUUUAUGUAUCUACAUAAACACGUGCAUUCAAGACAUUCAAGUGCGUUCACCUUGAAUUACAAGUGGUCCUCGGUUUACGAUGGUCUGUAGUUGGGGACCCAUUCCCGUACAUGAAAUUUAGUCCAAGCAGCAGUUCACUAAAAAAGGAAAUAAACAUCAUAAAAAAGAUCACCAAUAUUGUCCGCUCUUUGGUCCUAACUGCACAAGUGAACCAUAAGUCAACCAUUAUUGAGGAUGAAGGUAAUUGAAUGAAUGCUUGACGAGUCAUGGAUUCUGUGCGCUGUUGCAAUCUGGGGAGGAGUAAAGGAGGAUAUUCUUCCAUUCUAGCCUGAGAUCAUAUAUAUUUUUUAAAAACCAUUACAACUACAGUCAUAAAGUAUUGAAUUCUUUCGUUAUUCCUGUUUUCAUAUCAUUCUUGAUGGACACUAAAACAUGGCUUCCCUCACCGGUUAGGGCCAGAACUCUUACAUAACCCGAGGACCACUUGUUGUAUGAAUGUUGACAUAUGACACCUACAAUAUAAAAGUAUGUUGUUUUUACUUGGAGUCAGCAAAAGUUGAGUUUGUUUUAUUGGUGUGCAUCUGUCCAGACCUAAAACAAAGAUUCCAGUAUCUUUUUUUUCCACAUAUGAAAUAUUAGCUUGAUUCUUUAAAAAUGAUCACGUUGUUGACUCGUGUGUCACUGUAGAGUGAAUAUGUAACACGCAUGAUACUAAGUCCUCUACGGGUUUCUCCUCCGGCAACCGUGGCUGUGUUGUUGCUAAAACGAUUCUAGCUUUUCCACUUUAUUUACUGGCAGAUCACCCAGAUCUCAGGGUAUUUCAGUCACACCAUAGCCGAGUCGUUUUAGUGAUCCAGAUAUUUGUCUCCAUGCAUCACUCAGUGACUGUUAGCCUGCAGAGAUACAUUCUGUAACAGAGAUGGAUCACUGCAGGACUUUGGAACUGUACCUAGAAAAUGUCUGCCCCACAAAUGGAUGAGGUCUUGGCUCAGACUUAUCAUGUUAAGAUUGCUUUAUCAUCAUUUAUUUUAACUCAGAGUUCAAACUUGUGAUAGUUCAGGACAUGUUUGCCAGACAUCCAACUGCCCCUUGCCCCUCCUGGGUCUGGAAGCAAUUAUUGUUGACGUUGUUAUGUUUUUUUUGGCAUUGUAGCUUUUUAGGGUGAAUCCUUUGGCACAGUCGCCGCAUGGUGUGUGAUAGGAAAUGAUGAGUGUUGUAUCAAAAUCCUUACAUUUCGAGUGGGUCUCUAUAUAAACAGAGAUUUGUACAGACUAUUGCCAUUAAAGGCAAACUGACUUCCCCAGAUGCUUUUUACACUGGAACUCAUUUAAAUUGAUCUAGGAUGAUCUCCUAUGUGAAAUACACAAAUGCAUCAGGACCACGCAGUGGGGUUUACUUCUGUAAACACAAGACACCGUGUGUGGUAUUGUGUUUUGUGUGUAUCACGUUCUCCCCGUGUAUGCGUGGGUUUUCUCCGGGUACUCCGGUUUCCUCCCACAUUCCAAAAACAUGCUAGGUUAAUUGGCGAUUCCAAAUUGUCUAUAUGUGCCCUGUGAUUGGCUGGCGACCAGUCCAGUGUGUACCCUGCCUCUUGCCCAAAGACAGCUGGGAUAGGCUCCAGCAUACCCGCGAACCUCGUGAGCAUAAGCGGUAGAAAAUGGUUGGAUGGAUGGAUUUUUUGGUAAUAAAAAGACCAUAUUUCAACAAAAAAAAUCUGCAGUAUAAGUCAUAGUCCACCAUGUUCUUCUUAUUACUAAAAAGUGCCUGCUUAAGUCAGUACCAACAUACGCAGUCAACCACUAGUGUAAAGACAAUAAAAAUAAGAAAGAUGGGCAAAAUAUGUUUUUCCCAGGAAAAACGGGAGGUUUUAUAUAAUGUGAUAGUGUUAACAUUAUUAUUUGAUUACCUUCAAAGCAUAAUGCAUGUCUUUUGUAAUUUCAACAAAAUAGUUUGGUUCCUACAUAGCUAGCCGGCGAACAUGUUAGCUUGCCACUUUUGGAGGGAAUGGAAGUUUGCUAACGUUACCAAUCGAUUCCUGAAGCUAGUACUCAACAGUGCUUCACAAACUUACAUUUUAUCAACUAUAUGAAGCUUUAUAUAAAAAUAUAAAGUUAAUUCUACGGUAAACAAAUAGUGGGUAUGUAACAAAAAUUCGUCUUCUCAGAUGAAAAGUGCAGUCCGAACAAAGUAAGUUCGUGGGCGGACACAACAUAACAUAACCCAACACAACAUAAUGGGAAUCGCAACCCAGCAGCUAAUAACAUAGUACACUCAAAAAAUAAAUGUUUAGCCUCAACAAAAAAAAUCAACUCAACAGUUUCCAUUAGUCUUUCUUAGUUAGGACAACUUAAUUUGAAAUUGCCUUGAACCAAGAAACAAUAUUGCAUUGCACGAAUUAGCUUUUAGUCUUCACUCAAAGCUUAUUUUAAGUAAUGCUUACUGAAUAAUUGUUGUCAUGGGGACAAGUUUUUAAGUUCAUAACUCAAAAAAAUAUGUUAAGUCAACUGACUUAAUCAUUUUAUUCAAAGUAGUUUAAUUUGUUGUCUACUUAAUUAUAAUAACAAUGCACACAGCUUUUUAAGUAGCAGCUUGAUUUACUUGAUUUAGCUAGCAGAAUUACUGUUGCAACGACACAUCAUCAGUCGGGUAAAACUAACCUGUCUCAUGACGGUCUAAUCCCAGCUCACGUUCCAUAUUAGUGGGUGAACAAUCCAACGCUUGGUGAAUUCUGCUUCACAAUGAUAGGAAGAGCCGUCAUCGGAGGAUCAAAAAACGACGUCGCUAUGAACGCUUGGCCGCCACAAGCUAGUUAGCCCUGUGGUAACUUUUCUGACACCUCCUGCUUGAAACCCAAAAAGGAUUUAAGUAGCAGUAACUUUAUAUAUAUAUAACUUUAUAUAUAAUUUUUUUUUUUUUUUCAGAAAAAAUGUGGCUGUAACAGCUGCUGUAGGUAGCAGUUACAUGUCUAAACUAGCUCAGGGGAAGAAUACAACUAAGAUGUGCUAACAGUGCUAUAGAAGCUAGCAGUCGCACGGUUAAACAACCUAAAUUUGACUUUUCUCAAUGAAAAUCUACUGUGACUAAUUUAAACCCAUCACUUCAGUAGAACAAUUAGAAAUACAUUUACAAAUACAUACAUACUCACCAUGAAAUGUUGGUCCAGCCUCCUGCACUGUCUUAAAAUGGAAAAGGUUAAUGUUGAGAAAAAUGAUGUUACCAAGCUAAUUCCAUAAAGUCAUGGCAACUUGAAUUUUGUUUUAAACUUACCAACAAUAAAAUUUGAGUGUAUAUGACAUGCUAAAUUAAGUUCAUGUAAGUUUAUCUAAAUCAAUUAAUUGCAUUUUUUACAUUGCAUUUAUGUAUUAAAUCAAGUGGUGUCAACAGAUACUCUGAAUUACUUUUUAAAGUAUACCCAACAGAGAUAACCCAACAAAUCGGGUUCUCAGAAUACCCAAUUCAAUAAAAAUAACCCAAUUAAAUGACCCAACAGGCUCAACCCAGCGGUUGGUUUAAAAAAAUAACCCCGCAUUUUUUUAGAGUACUAUACGUAGGACCAAAAAUGUUGAGGUUUUAAGGUGUUUUUGUUAUUGUGCAUGUCUGAAAGCAUGGUCAAUGUGUCUACUCAAUAUUGUCUUUUUACGAAUGUAUGUGAUUUUUAUUCCAAUAUUGGCAAAAGUCACGUGUCUGUCAGUCAACUUAAACGAGUUCCACUGUAUUAUUGCGUUGUGUUUAUUUCCACUUUGGGCCGUUUGAUUGGUGCCAGUAAUCAAAUCCGUCCCCUAAACGGCAUCAACCAAGCUCACUUUUGAAGGGUAGUUCUUGGAUGUUCCACUGUGCCCUCAUGGUAGAAUCUUGGUAAAGGUUUGCCAUGUGUGUUUUUUUUCCCCCCGACUGUGUCUGUAAAAUAAAAUCUUGGACCUAAUAGUCAUGUAUUUCAAAUAAAAAAUAAGAUUGUGGAGCGGCUGACUUGGCUACUAUUCCCAGAUCAAUUAACAGCCAUCAUGAUAACCAAGACCCCAAAUGAAACUACAGUAAAAAGUAACGUCUGGUGUCAAAAUUGGUAUAAUGAUAAACUGUGAGGAUGUGUUGGACUUGUGCUUUUAAUGUUUUCCAAAUCUGUUUUCAGACCUCUAACUUGAACAGGGUGCCAAAGUUCUUCAAAUAUGUUUACUCUGGCUUCUUUCAACAUGUCUUAUUUGCAUGUUCUGACAAAUGUGCAUGUGCAAAAAAAAAAAAAAAAAGGGACAAAAAUGCAUUGUUACUUGUCUACCAUUGUUUUUUUUAAUACAUUUUGUUGUAUUUCUGAUACUCUACACACUCAAUGUGUAGAUGACCUGAACUUGAAUAACAGUCACAGAACCUGCCCCCCCCCCCCCCCGUCCCCCCGUCCCCCCCCCCCAACAAAUGUGGAUAUGCUCUUGCAGAUUGGUUCUAAAGUGGCUCAAUCCUUCGCUGCCUGAUCUGUUACAUGACUGUCUCUUGCACAGUCAUACUGUAUACUGUACCUAAAGAUUUUGUAGUAUAAAGUAUACAUCCUUGAAUA